Lipotes vexillifer (Yangtze River dolphin) is the source of this 1050-nucleotide messenger RNA. RefSeq names its product nodal growth differentiation factor (gene NODAL). The coding region runs from base 1 to 1050 and encodes 349 amino acids. Gene Ontology annotation, cellular component: extracellular region. The record is from RefSeq and is a predicted model, not a curated record. Lineage: Eukaryota; Metazoa; Chordata; Mammalia; Artiodactyla; Lipotidae. The transcript has 3 exons. Gene Ontology annotation, molecular function: cytokine activity; growth factor activity.
AUGCACGCCCACAGCCUGCCGUUGUUCCUCCUGUACGUCUGGUGGGCUCUCCUCCAGGCGGGCGCCGCGAUGGUAGCCCCGGUGCCCCUUCGAACGUGGGGGCAGCCCUCGUCGCCAUCCCCUCUUGCUUAUAUGCUGAGCCUGUACCGCGAACCGCUGCUCCUCCGGGCGGACAUCAUACGUAGCCUGCAGGCGCAAGAUGUGGAGGUGGAUGGGCAGAACUGGACCUUCGCUUUUGACUUCUCCUUCCUGGGCCAAGAAGAGGAUCUGGCAUGGGCCGAGCUCCGGCUGCAGCUGUCCAGCCCUGUGGCCCUUACUCCUGAUGUCCCACUCUCAAUUGAGAUUUUCCACCAGCCAAAGCUGAAUGAGGAUAAGGACCCACCCAACUGCCCAGAACGUCUUCGAAUGGACCUCUUCACUGUCACUCUGUCCCAGGUUACCUUUUCCUUGGGCAGCAUGGUCCUAGAGGUGACCAGGCCACUCUCCAAGUGGCUGAAGCACCCUGGGGAGCUGAGGGAGCAGAUGUCCAGUUUGGCUGGAGAGUGCUGGCGGCGGCCCCCCACACCACCUGUCACCAAUGUGCUCCUCAUGCUCUAUUCCAACCUCUCCCCAGAGCGGAAGAGGCUGGGUGGCUCCACCCUAUUGUGGGAAGCUGAGAGCUCCUGGCGGGUCCAGGAGGGACAGCUCUCCCGGGAGAGGGCCAGGAGGCACCGUCGAUAUCACUUGCAGGACAGAAACCAACUGUGUCGGAAGGUCAAGUUCCAGGUGGACUUCAACCUGAUCGGAUGGGGCUCCUGGAUCAUCUACCCCAAGCAGUACAAUGCCUAUCGCUGUGAGGGCGAGUGUCCUAACCCCGUGGGGGAAGAGUUCCAUCCAACCAACCACGCAUACAUCCAGAGUCUGCUGAAACGGUACCAACCCCACCGAGUCCCUUCCACCUGCUGUGCCCCAGUGAAGACCAAGCCCUUGAGUAUGCUGUAUGUGGACAAUGGCCGAGUCCUUCUAGACCAUCAUAAAGACAUGAUUGUGGAAGAAUGUGGGUGCCUUUGA